AUGUCGCGGCAGCGGCCACACUUUCGCCUGUACCUGCACUGGGCACGGCCGCGCCGGAAUCUGCCCCUCAACCUACGCCGGCACCUGGCUCGAGCUCAGAAGCGGCCACACUUGCGCCCGCGGCUACACCUGCACUGGGCACGGCCGCGCCGGGAUCUACCCCACAACCUACGCAACCACCCGGCUCGGGUUCAGAAGAGUCCCGCCUCCAUCAACGCUCAUCACUGCUAUUCCGCUGUUCGUCUGGACAAAGAAGGCGCAUCGAUGGUGGGCGUUGUAGUCGGCGCUGUGGCCGGCGCGCUGGCGUUAGGAGCACUUGGAUUCUUCCUAGGUCGCCGACGGACCGCGAAGAGCACGGACCCCGACCCGCCGGCCCCUCCUUCCAACGGUGGGACAGCGUGGAGCACGGCCGGGGUGAACAGCACCAGCAACGGCAGCAGGACACCCACUCCAAUCAGGGGAAAAGAUACUCGGGGCCCGCCACCUGCUACCCAGAAAGACUCAUCCCCGCCGCCGGCGACACCGUAUGUGCAUGAUGGUGCACACCAGCGUGAUGCUCUGCCUCCGCCAUCCCCAAAAAGGCAUGACGGCAGUGCGCGGCCACACCACGAACGAUAG
This is a messenger RNA of Ectocarpus siliculosus, 618 nucleotides long. NCBI's taxonomy places the organism in Eukaryota, Phaeophyceae, Ectocarpales, Ectocarpaceae. The record is from the annotation of a GenBank genome assembly.